Paramecium octaurelia is the source of this 1391-nucleotide messenger RNA. The record is from the annotation of a GenBank genome assembly. NCBI's taxonomy places the organism in Eukaryota, Ciliophora, Oligohymenophorea, Peniculida, Parameciidae.
AUGAAUUUAUUAGAGGAUUUAGAAAAUAAUGGGACUCAACAAAUGGAUUUAUUAAAUUUCGAGUAUGCAUCAAAUUCAAUAUUGUCUAGUCAUCAAGCUAAUGUGAUUCCGAAUGUAGAUUUUUAUAAUGCAAUUGUGGUUAAUGAAUUUAUGAAUAAUCGGAUCGUGGAAGUCAAAGAUGGAGAAGUAGUGAAAGAGGGAUACAUAACUAAAUAUAAAUUAUAUUUAGUAAGAACCAAGAAGUUGGGAGGGGAAUGGGAAACCGAAGUAUCCAGGAGAUUUAGUGAUUUUGAGUGGUUGUAUUAGGAAUUGAUAAAUAAGUAUGGAGGAUACAUAAUUCCUGCCAUUCCUGAAAAGCAUUUGCUCACCAAGGUCAAUUUGGCUAGUUAUGAAGUAAUCUUAUGAGAUUUAAAAUUUAAAUAAUAGUUCUCAGAAAAGAGAAGGAAAGACCUUCAGCAGUUCCUGUAAAGAAUACUUCACCAUCAUCAUCUAAGAUAUGUGCCAGAAUUAAGAAUUUUCAUUGAAGAUAAGGAAAAAGUAUAUUUAGAAAUUACACAUUAGUUUAUUUCCCUAUUGAAAGGUGAAUUAGAAUAAAAUAAAACUAUUGAGUAAAAAUACGAUAAUCUAUUACAAUCAGUCAAGACCUUAUGGCAUGGUAGUACUUUGACAGCCAAAGGGUAAGAUCCUGCAAAAAUGUUUGAUGGAAGUGAAAAAGACUUAACUUAUGAUGAAACACUACUCCUAUCCUUGUCUAUGAAAGGUACCAAGUUGAAAACUGUUGUUGAAGAACAUGUUGUUAUAUUGAGAGAGGAGGCAAAAUCAUUGAAUGACUAAAAUGAAGCUCUCUAUUCUUGGAGUAUUAAUUAAAUAUUAAAAUAUAAGAUGGAUUAGGAUCUGCAAGUGAGGAAGAUAUUUCAUAAUUUAAAUAGUUGAAAUAUAACAAUGAAAUCAGGCAAAGAAAAAUUAAUCGAGAAAUUGAAGACAUUGAUAGGAAAUUUAUCCCUAAACUAUUAAAUUGCUUAUUUGAAAUUGAGUGGGCAUUGACUGCUUGUAAAAGAAGAAGAAAUUUACAAUCUUAAUUAUUGGUUGAUUAACAAAGAAUAGAAUAACUCAAAAUGCAAUAUACAGAUAAUUCUAGUAGAGUAUUUAUAAAUAUAAUUCAUAUAGAGAGACUUAGAAAUGGAUGUACUCAAAACUAAAUAUUAAAAGAACAAAGACAGAAGCGAUAAAAUGUCCAUAAUUAUGUAGGAUGAAUUGUUGAGUUUCAUCACAGAAAUAAAACAAUAAUUAAAAGCAAUUAUAGAAGAAUGGAGAUCUAUCAUGAAAACUUUGUCUAAAAACAUAAUUGAAGAUGAUAAUGAAUGAAUAAUUAAUUAAAUACUAUAUUAGCA